This is a messenger RNA of Polistes canadensis, 739 nucleotides long. It is a transcript of the gene Roc2, whose product is annotated as RING-box protein 2. The transcript has 2 exons. The record is from RefSeq and is a predicted model, not a curated record. Gene Ontology annotation, molecular function: cullin family protein binding; zinc ion binding; ubiquitin protein ligase activity. NCBI's taxonomy places the organism in Eukaryota, Metazoa, Arthropoda, Insecta, Hymenoptera, Vespidae. Gene Ontology annotation, cellular component: Cul5-RING ubiquitin ligase complex; nucleus. Gene Ontology annotation, biological process: ubiquitin-dependent protein catabolic process; protein ubiquitination. Bases 115 to 450 code for a protein of 111 amino acids.
UCUCGAAGAGCGCCAUCUUGAAUCACGUGAUUUGAAUCGAAUGAUAAGACGAAGCAGAUCAGCUUUGACUACGGUGUUGUCUGUUUCUCAGUGAUUCUAACCUAAAAAUUAGUUAUGGCUGAUACAGAUCAAGAUUUAGGAGAUCGUGGUGAUGGUGAUAAUGUUAAAAACGACAAGUUAUUUACUUUGAAGAAAUGGAAUGCCGUGGCUAUGUGGAGUUGGGAUGUCGAAUGUGACACAUGUGCCAUUUGUCGAGUACAGGUUAUGGAUGCGUGCCUACGUUGUCAAGCAGAAAGUAAAAAGGACUUUUAUGGACGACAGGAUUGCGUUGUUGUAUGGGGCGAGUGUAACCAUUCGUUUCAUUAUUGCUGCAUGUCCUUAUGGGUGAAACAAAACAAUCGUUGUCCAUUAUGCCAACAGGAAUGGUCCAUCCAAAGAAUGGGAAAGUAACGACAACGUAAAAAUAGGACACCUAUCCUUUUAACGUUGUUUUUCUUCUUCUUCUACAUUUUUUCCCCCCUAUUAUUAAUAAAUACAAUCUUUGUGUCGUUUUAAACAUUUUUUUUUUUCUUUCGUUCGGUCUAAUUUUUCUGACGUUUCGUACAACUUCAUCAAAAUUAUUCACAGUACAAAAAAUUCUGCAUUAAUCGCGUUACUCGAAUGUAACCAGAUAGAUUUCGCAGGAUAUCAGUUGAAAAAAAAAAAAAACAAAAAUGUUCGCAAAAUUAAUAUUCUUUAU